UUCUGUAUAAAGAGUCACAGUAUCCUGGUACCAUAUCUGAAAAAAGGUUAACGUGAUGAUGCUGAAACAAGAUUUCAAGAUAAUAUUAUGUCGCUCACCUGACUCCACAGAGAUGAAAUUACAAUUAUUGCCUUUUUAGCUCACUGCUCUAUAUUUCAACUGGACAAUACCUGUUAUAGUUCUUAGGGAGUUUUCAUACUGAAUCGCAAACAGUGCAGAUCAGACUGACUUUUUAUCUACCGUAUUUUCCGGACAAAAGGCCGCGGCAUAUACGUUAAAAAAGUGAAACUGUCGGGGGUGCGGCCUAUGCGUCGAAGCGGCCUAUACGUCAUUUUAUUUUUUUCUAAAUGGGCCUUUCAUUCGGCUUACACAACAGGUUUUUUUUUAAAUUUUUCACUUGUAUUUUGAAAGCUUUUGAAAGCUGUUGAAAGCUGUUGAAAUUCAGCUUACGAUUUUAUCGGUUUCAUUUCUUCUGGACACACGAUUUCGGGUGUAUUUGACAACAAAAGACAACCUGUGAAAUUAGCCCAGUUGUUUCGCAUCUCUAUUGUUCUGUAGACAAAGGCUGAAUAGACACAAACAAACGAUUACCGGUAUUGCGUCAAAUAUGUAUAAUCUGGCUAUCAUGUUUAUAAAAAUUGUUGUGCAGAAAUUUUAAAUAAAUAACGGAUUUUCAUCUUUAAAAAAUUAUAAUUGACAUACAUAUAUAUAUAUGUAAACUGAACCAUGUAUCGCUGAUUGAAACUCGUGUUUACCGGUACAUUCCUCAAAGUAGCAACCAGCAGACCAAUUUCCAUGCUCUUCAGCGUAUGCAACCACUUUCAGCUUGAACUACAUGGUGUAACUUUUUCUUUUAGAUAGACUAGCGCUAGAUAUUCCAGUGUCGAUUUCAGACAAUUUGUUCUAUCUAGUCGGUGUAGCCAUAUUUCCGAUCGAAUCAAGUAAAAUAUACAUAAUGGACAAUUUUGCCGAGCGGGACUUUGAGAACAGCUCAGGAAAACUUACAUUUCGGACUUAACAGUUCACUGCAUUCGACGGAUUAACAGGUGAUUACCAGGAAAUACAACCGACUUCAAUGAAUAUUUACCGAGGACAGUCUUUAUACGACAUGGUCAAGUUUGCCGCAAUGCGAUGUAUAGGCCGCGGCCAAUAUGCCGGAGCGGCCUUUACCUUAAAUUUAUUUCUGAUAGAGUUAAAAUAUACGGCUGCGGCCAAUACGGUGCAGCGGCCUAUUGUCCGGAAAAUACGGUAGGUCUCUAUUGCAUCAUCUGAACUCAUCAAACAAUUGAGACAAAAAUAAUUUCCGAAAAGUCUCCCUUAAUAAAAAGUAUCUCCCCCCUAACCCCACAAAAAAAAAAUUCCGACGUACCUACCCUAAUUUUUUAGUAUGUUGCCGCAAACAAAUAAUAUUUCAGGCCUCAUUCAAACUGUACUCAGGCCGUAUGUUAGCAUUCAAAGGAGAUAACUCCUGACCUUAUACAAAUUUCGUAUGAGCAUGCCUCUUUUCCCCUUACAACGCUAUGAUGGAAUUUAUCGAGAUUGUAAAUAAAAAUUGAAUAUUCAGAAAUGUAUCUUUGAAAAAAAAAAUUAAAAGAGUUUGUAAUCAGUAGCCUGGUUACUGUUAACUAUAAAUCGUACAUUCGGCUAAAUUAUCUCAUUCGGUAUUUCCCGUUUUCUUGUUUCGAUUUAGUAUCUUCAUAAGGUGUUGAUUUGUAAACUAUUUGUUUAGAUGACUAAAGUUGAUCGUAUAAAGCACAUGUCAUUAUGUUAAAUAUUAACAACUGGACUAACACACAUUUUAAAUUCAACCAGUGUUUCAAUUUUAGGGAGUUUUCACAUACAAGUGGUAAAACAUCGAAAGGUAAAACUAGGACAAUUAUGUAUUUCGAUCAAUGUCACUUUAAUGUUAGACUGAAGUAAUUUGAGAAAUCCACCGAUAAUCUAUACAAUAACAAGUCUAAAACGUGCGUCGUCUGGUUAAUCGUUAACUGUCGCCUAACUGGUUUUUUCUCAGUAGUAUGAUGGGUUUUAAUAUCAAUUUGGUAUCUGAAAGAAUUAAGAAAUAUAUUUUUAAUAAUAAGUAAAAUAAUCGGGAAAAUGGAAUCAUCUUCAAGCACGAGCGACCAAUAUGCUCAAAGUGAAAGUGAUUUUAAUGCAACAGCGCGGGAUCAUCUGAAUUAUACGGAAUGUUCUGGUGAUCAAAAUAGUGUGACAGUGUUCUCAUUGACAAAACAUAAAAGGGACAAAGCUUUUAGAAGACUUAUUAUCGCGCUCAGUAAGGAACUAAGUCCAGGUGAAUUCGAAACUGCAAAGUUUCUUUUCGGAGGAGAAAUAAAGAAAGGGAAAAUGGAAAGAUUAAAGACGUUGAUAGACCUUUGUGUUGUCCUACAAGAAAGAUGUAUAUUAGAUGAGAACAAAUUGGGUUGCCUUCUGGAACUUUUCGAAGAGUUAGGAAGGCCUGAUCCUGUCGAGCUAGUGAUGAAAUAUGAGGGCAAUUUUAGUGAUAUAACGUAUGCAACAGGUAAUAAAAUACCAUCUGGAGCAACCUUAGCAGAGAACAGUCACGUAAUAGAAGUCACAGAAUCGAAUGUUAAUAUCAGUGAAACGCAGACAAAUGAGCCGUGCUAUGAGAAAACCAACAUAGUGGCUUUGCGACCAGCAUGGAUCCAGACCAGCCUGCGCAUCCGCGCAGUCUGGUCAGGAUCCAUGCUGUUCGCUAACAGUUUCUCCAAUUCCAAUAGGCUUUAAAAGCGAACAGCAUGGGGCCUGACCAGACUGCGCGGAUGCGCAGGCUGGUCUGGAUCUAUGCUGGUCGCAAACCCACUAUGUUGGUUUUCUCAUGGCACGGCUCAAAUGAUUUUGUCUCGGGAAGGUCUCAUAAGGAAGGAGACCCUAAACUCUAUUCGGGUGUGAAUAAUGAAGUUACACUGACGCAAGAUAAAGAGACACAGACGAUUGGAGAAAUAUUGAAGACAAGUGACCAAUUUCAAGAGGAAUUGAAAUAUCUUUCAAACGAAUUAGAUACCGAAAAAAAGAUGAGACUUGACAUGCAAGAACUGAUGUUUUGUGGAUGGAGUGAAACAUAUAAUUACAGCAUAGAGAUAUCUAAACUAUAUAUGCAUCGUAACGAGAUGGGUUUGAAGUUUCUACAAUCAAAACUUCUUCGUGUAUACCCACAAUGCUUAUAUGAUGAUAUAUACUCGUAAACUGAAAGGUGUGAAUUUGAAAAUAGGGAUAAAACACUGUCAGAGCAACUACACAAAUUAGGUAAAAGUUAGAUAAUGUUUCGUUAGACUGGAUAAGAUUUACCGUAAACUGUUUGUUUUACGACGCCGUUCGAUUACAAGUUAGAGUUGUUUUGGGGAGAUUCAUUCAUUCUCUCGAUAUGUUUUUUACAUCAGUAACUGUAAAACGAUCCUUUGGAAGCAAACAACGCAUCCAAGAAGAAUGCGAAGGUGAUUCAGUGAAUUCUGUCGCCGUAUGCCUAAAUAAUAAAUCCGAUCAAUCAUAUUUUCAAGAUAUUUUCCUAUGCUCAGAAAUAGACUGUUGGAGUCUUGCUAUCCGUGAUCUAAAUGAUGCAAAGUAGUCUCUCCUUGGUAUACUUUUGGUCAGGGGAAUUAGUGUGUGCUCAGCCUAUAUAACUUUUCCUGUUCUAAGAACGGGAGGAGGUGUUGUCAAGAAUAAGCUGUUAUGCGUUUCUAACAUUUACUCUGAGCCUUAUUUUAAUAGAAUGUUUACAGCUGUUAGAUUUUUAGGUCUUUGUAGGAAAUGCCUAUGAUAAUCUUAUCCGCUUGACAUGGAGUUCGUACAAUGGGGCCAUUAGAAUUUAAGAAUUGGUAUAUAAAACAUUCUUGGCCCUUUUUGUCCUCAUUAAAAGACUUUUUUUGAGAUAACGAUUUUUGUAUAUUCAGCAGUUUUUGUGCAAUGUAAACGCUUGAACUUUUAAAACAGGUAUCAACAAAUGGUUUG
Molecule: messenger RNA, 3969 nt
Organism: Mercenaria mercenaria
Lineage: Eukaryota; Metazoa; Mollusca; Bivalvia; Venerida; Veneridae
Exons: 4
Coding region: 2098-2748 (216 amino acids)
Biological process (GO): regulation of apoptotic process
Molecular function (GO): protein binding
Source: RefSeq, a predicted model, not a curated record